This is a messenger RNA of Ophidiomyces ophidiicola, 2100 nucleotides long. RefSeq lists its product as uncharacterized. Bases 1 to 2100 code for a protein of 699 amino acids. The record is from RefSeq and is a predicted model, not a curated record. The transcript has 5 exons. NCBI's taxonomy places the organism in Eukaryota, Fungi, Ascomycota, Eurotiomycetes, Onygenales, Onygenaceae.
AUGGCGUUAGAAGGAGUACAUACCGAAGAAGUCUCUAUCGAAGACACAGCCACACACUCUGUUAACUUGGCUCCAAACUCUGCCACAAUUGUUAGGGAAGUAGCGGAUGUGAAAAUUAAAGUCCCCGGACCCAAUGAGAUCACAAUUUACGGCUUUGAUCCGUUGGUUGAUUUGGACUCUAUUCAAAUAACAGGACAUGGGCCGGCUACUAUUACUGACACUCAGAUGGCAUUUGUGGAUCGAAAUGAGAAGUUUGGGGACAUUCUUCCUGAGGCUGAAUUUGGGGACGAUGAAGAGUUACUCGAGGAAGAGGAUUCUGAUGAUGACUUUGGGGUUGAUAAAACGGAGCUUAUAAGUGCUACAAAGGAAAUAACCCGCCUUACAGGUCAGUUACAUGCCGCUGAAAAUACUGUUCAUACAUCACAGAAGUCCAAGAAGUUCCUUGAAGCUUUCGGAUAUGACAUGAAGGCUGGAGAGGUAGACGUUUCAAAACUGGAAGAGUAUCUUGGUCUGUACCAGCGAGAGCACCACGCGUUAACGAUACAAGGGCAGCAGGCCGCAGAAAGGGUGGCUACAUUACAGGAAGAACUUAACGCAGCGAAGAAACUUGAAAAGAAGUUGCGUGCCAAGUUUGAUCGUGCAAGAAAUUCUGCCGCAAUGCCGGAACGUAAAAGGAGGGAGGAAAAGCGAAAAGCCCAAGAGAUAGCACGUUUGCAAAAGGAGAGGGAGAGGGAUGAAAAGAAACAAUUCCGGACGAGGAACAUACCGUCGGGCUUCGUUGGUUGCUCUACCGAAAAAAAAGAUCCCGAGGCAUCAGACCCAUAUUUAGUUACACUGUCGAUAACAUACGUCACUCGAAACGCGAGCUGGUGUCCGCGAUAUGAAUUAAACCUCAAUACCCCAACUUCUUCCGGGAAAAUCGUCUAUCGUGGAGAAUACCGGAAUUAUUCUUCGGAGAUCUGGAAGGAUGCUAAAAUUGUUCUUUCCACAUCGCAAACGACGUUCUCCGGUGUGAAUGAGGUCAUUCCAUUGUUGCGCCCGUGGACUGUGAAGUUGCUCAGGUACGAUGCCCAUACCCAGGUUGUACCGUCAAAAGGCGCCGAUUACUGGAUGGGGGGCUUGGAGAAUCGAAUCGAAGCAGAGGCUCGUUCGAAGCGCCGGAUGCAUGUGGAUGAGCGAGAUAAAACAGUUCGACGGGCAGCUCUACGUCUCAAUAAAAGCCAAAUGCCCGAUCCGUCUACCUUGGAGAAUAUGGCAUACCCUGAACUCGUAAGCGGUGUCGUUGGGGCGCCAAACCAACAUUCUCAAAUUUUACACCAGUCAGCACAUCAAAUGUAUCAGCAAACCCAAGUGGCAGAACCACUCCUCGGAGAUGCUGCUUCAAGUGAAGAAUAUGACGAUGAUGGGGCUGAGACCGCAACGCUUUUAACUGCCUCGAACGCCCUCGCCUUCCGGGAUCAUCGCGGCAGGAUUAUGGCCUCACAACCAAAGUUGGACUUACCCUCCGUUACGUUUUCGCAUGUUGUGAUUCCAAAAUUGAUGCCGGCAGCGUUUCUUAAAGCGAAGAUCUCCAACACCUCGUCAACCACAUUCUUACGAGGCGGAGCGGGUCUGACACUCGACGGAAUUUUCCUUGGGACGACGAUCAUCCCGGACUGCUGUCCAAAUGGCACAGCAAGUCUCUCCCUUGGUGUCGACCCCGGAAUUCAGGUCAAGUACGCCAAACCCAUGGUACGACGUGCAACGACGGGAUUUUUCAACAAGGAAGAUUCUGCUUUGUUUACUCGAACUUGCCGGAUUAGUAACACCAAAUCGACCGCCGUGUCAAUUCUCGUUCUCGACCAAAUCCCCACCAGCGAAGAUGAAAGGCUACGAAUCCGCAUCCUGGAGCCUAAAGGACUUGAUAAAGCUGGAGAUAAAGCCAAAGUAGGGUCUGAAAUCGCGACCUCCAAUGGAGCCUGGGGAAAGGGAUUCGUAAGUGUGGGAAAGGCGGGGGAGAUUAAAUGGGAACUCAAGCUAGAAAAAGGAGCUGAAGUCAAAUUAACGUUAGAGUAUGAAGCUAGGAUUCCGAGUGGGCAAAAAAUCGCGGGCUUGGAUUAA